This is a messenger RNA of Enterobius vermicularis (human pinworm), 1158 nucleotides long. Lineage: Eukaryota; Metazoa; Nematoda; Chromadorea; Rhabditida; Oxyuridae. The record is from the annotation of a GenBank genome assembly.
AUGGCUACUCGGACCAUCUAUAUUGUGCCAGCACGACAAGGUAAUACAUUCCCAUUUGCUUCAUUUCCAGCUAGGACUGUUACUGUUACUCGACGAGUGCCAAUACCAGCUAGACCGACGCCAAAUGCUACACCCGCUGAUGUCGGUUUUAAAAAACCGGCGAAGAAGAGUGUAUUAACGUCUGGAAAAGCUGUUUUAAAAAAUUAUCCAGAGCCUAUUGUACGAAAACGACAAGCGUCUUCGGAACUAGAUCCAGCUAUUGAAGAAAUUCUUGGAUAUAGGAGUGCUGAAGCGCCACCAGUACGUAAACGUGAACGGUUAAGCCACUUGACGGCUGAAGAAAAACUAAAUCGUCGUAAGCUGAAAAAUCGUGUUGCUGCACAAACUGCACGUGAUCGGAAAAAAAUACGUACCUGUAAACUGGAAGAGGCAGUACGAAAAUUGGUGGCUGAAAACGAAUUACUGCGGGCUGAAAACAAACGUAUUACUGAGAUGUGCGAUGAGUUAAAGUUCCAGAAGCAUGAACUGGAAAAGGUUUUGGAUGAAGAAAGGCAGCAGAGAGGCACGAAUACCUCAUGUAACAACCAGUCGUCCUUUGGAUCUGCAGCAUCCAUUCGCGGGCCCCAGCAGAGGGAACAGGCGAUUGUGUUACUGAGGGAAGACAGUGAACUUGAACAGUUUUGCUCGGAAAUGCUUGGUAGCAAAGAAGAAAAAGAGCCUACCACUUCUGGCGAAGUUUCCAGUACCUCGGAAAUCAGCAGCGCGUCUGGAGUGGAUAGCACGGAACAGGAUUUCAAUUUAGUUGCACAGUAUACUCCAAAUAUUGUUAAUGGCCUCAUAACUUCGACAGGAGAACCUGGAAGGUAUUCUGUGCUGUCACCGCAGUCUGUCACUUCGCUUCCCGAUUAUGAUUCCUACAAACCGCAUAGUUCGCCACCUGCACAACAGGUUCCAAAUCCAUCUACUAAUGGACUCGAGUUUGAAAAGUGUGGAAGUUCGCCCACGAUGGGCGACCAGUUUUAUUUCGAUGACAACAAGGAAAGCAGCUUUGUUCCAUCUCCAUUCAUUGGCGAUGACGAUCCGUUAUUGGGAACGGAAUCCUGGGAGCAGUUAACUGAUCUUUCUGAAUUUUUUGAUACUGAACUCGAAGGUUACUGA